This is a messenger RNA of Bufo bufo (common toad), 3790 nucleotides long. RefSeq names its product hemojuvelin BMP co-receptor (gene HJV). The record is from RefSeq and is a predicted model, not a curated record. Bases 723 to 1934 code for a protein of 403 amino acids. Gene Ontology annotation, biological process: BMP signaling pathway. NCBI's taxonomy places the organism in Eukaryota, Metazoa, Chordata, Amphibia, Anura, Bufonidae. The transcript has 4 exons. Gene Ontology annotation, cellular component: plasma membrane. Gene Ontology annotation, molecular function: coreceptor activity.
AUCAAGGCUUCUGCUGUCCAUACCGGGAAUCUGUUGAUCAUUAGCUUUGUGUGUGUGUGGUGGAAGCAAACUAUGGCUAUUGCUUAAUGACUGCAGAGAGAGAAAGAGAGAAGCUUUAUAGGAUCAUUUCGGGGGGAGAAUAUUUUAAAAUUUUUGAAAACCCCAAAUUUGGUCAACUGGAAGACGAUGCUAUGUGAUGGUCUUUCUACGUGAUGGAUUACACUGUAGACUGAACCUUGGAGAUGAGGAUUCACCACUACAGGACUUCUUCUUGGGUUCCUAAUGACCUAGGGAUUGGACCCUGUAGGACAGGAGACUCCAGUGAGGUUUUUAUUUCAGGACGAGCCCCGGUUGGACGGCUGAUGCCCUUACGUGUUGUGUGUGAAGGACAGUUUGGUUUUAGAUCGAGUCCUUAAACUGACAGCCACCGAAGCUCUCGAAAUCCUUGUAGAUACAGAAGGACAGCUGCUUCUGAAAGUCCCGGAUUAUCACUCUUAUGGAGGAGGACAGGACAAAAAAGUGGAGGGGGGUGAACGCCGGCUGUCUUUGAAAUAUAUUUCAGGUGGACAGAGAUUGUGUUUUUCCAACCUCUAUACUUGCCAGAGGACACGCUGCUACACAACGUGGACAUCAGAAAACAUGCCUCAUAGUAAGGGUUCGAAGUAAGGGUGGAGAAUGAACCUGUGAGGAGUGACCAUCUCGGGAGAUUUGAAUGGACUGGAAUGGGUAGGCCGACCUCUAGACGUUAUCUCUCAAGAUCUCCAGACAGUGUCCUCUUCAAGACCGUGCUUCUGCUAAUUUUCUGGGAGCAAGUGGAUGCGCAGUGUAAAAUUGUGAAAUGUAACACGGAUUAUGUUGCCGCCAUAUCGAAUCCAAGGAUCUCCAACAAGAACGCUGUAUUCUGCAACGCCUUACGUGCAUAUUCCCAGUGCACUCGUAACACGGCCCGGACCUGCCGCGGAGACUUGGUGUACCACUCUGCCGUUCACAUCAUCGAGGAUCGUAUGAUUCAGCACAACUGCUCGAAGGUGGGGCCCACCGCUCCACCCAGAAGGCAGCUGCCGCAGCCUCUUCCCGAUGGUCAUGUGAAGCAGGCCUGUGAUUAUGACAAGGUCUACCGAGAAAAGCACGAGAUUGAUGCCAAGUAUCUGCACUGCGGGGUUUUUGGGGACCCCCAUGUUCGCACUUUCAGUGGUGACUUUCAAACUUGCAAGGUGAAGGGGUCAUGGCCUCUUCUAGACAAUGAAUAUCUGUUUGUCCAGGCAACCAGCACACCGCUUCAACCUUCCUCCAAUGCUACAGUCAUCAGCAAGCUAACGAUCAUCUUCAAGAACAUGAAGCAGUGCAUUGACCAGAAAGUUUACCAGGCAGAAGUGGGCAACCUUCCAGCAGCUUUCGAUGACGGCUCUGUCAAUGGCGGCAGAAGAGCAGGUGGCAGCAGCCUCACCAUUCAUGAGAAGGAGCCUGGGAAGUACAUGGAGAUCCACGCUGAUUUCAUAGGCACCACCAUCCGUGUGCGCCAGCUGGGCAGCCAGCUGUCAUUCUCCUUACGUAUGGCGGAGGAGAUCUCUCAAGCUUUCCGCGAAGAGCAGGACUUACAGCUCUGUGUAGGUGGCUGCCCAUCCAGUCAACAGAUCUCAAGGACUAAAGACCUCAGCAGGACUCACUUUCUGAGCAUGGAGAGCGCCCGGUCGCUGUGCAGGGAGCGGCUGGCCGUAGAAGACAUGUAUUUUGAAUCGUGUGUCUUUGACUUGAUGGCGUCAGGGAAUGUCAAUUUGACGGACGCAGCUUUUCACGCCUUGGAAGAUGCCAGAGAUUUUCACCCUGAACCGGGAACACUACAUAUAUUCAGCAAAGCGGAGAGUAGAGCAGUGUUAUCGCUCGGCCUGUUACUUGUGCUUACUCUCAUCGGGAAUAUAAAUCCCUUUGCUUGAACUUUCCAAAGUGGAGGGUGUUGCUUAUCAGCCCAUCAGGAGCGUCUCUGCAUUUCUAGCCCUUUCUACAUAAAACGACCGGUUACUUUGUAAAUGUAUUGUUCUUCUGCUGAUUUUGAGCUACGUUAUGUUAUCGAGCGUUUUUUAAAAAAUCUUGCUGGUUGCCCUUGGAAACAGACAAAGGUUUAGCCCCACCCUGAUGUCAGACAUGUGACCUAACGCCUAGCUUUAAGGGUAUGUUCACACUACUUUCAUUUUGUGCAUUUUCUGCCUGUGAUGAAAACCAUGUAAAAUCUGUGCCCCACUGUUUUCAAUGGGACAUGGAUGUUGCCCAUCAUUUAAAAUUUACGCCAAGUACUGACAUCACGUCUUAAUGUAGAAACCGCAAUGGUUUCCCAAAAGUGGAUUAGUCCUAUUGAAUGUGGCUAAACCACAUGUGGACCUGCAGCACUUCAAUCUGCAAGUGGGAUUUCUGACGCAGAUUCCGAACUAAGGCUGCGUUCACAUCACGUUUUUGUCAUAUGUUUAACGUACACAAAAAAAGUAUAUAAUAACAGAUGCCUCAGAAGAUGCCAUCACCAUAGAGUUCCAUUGUAAAAAAAACAAAAACGUAUAUGUUAAUGAACGUAUGACAAAAACGUGAUGUCAACCAUACUGUGUAACUGAUACAUGAGCCCCCACAAUGCACUGCACUCUAGAAGUCACCAGAAUUCAGAAAUAAGCUUAAAGGGGUUGUCCAAGUGCCUGGAGCACUUAAUGAAAUAACAAAUACUCAAUUUCAACAAUUUCAGCCGACACUGGUCCAACGCCACUGCUGCUCUGGUCCCUGCCAGUCUCUAUCCACUCCCAGUCCAGUGCUGCCGCUGCUCCGGAUCCUGACAGUCUCUGUUCACUUCCGGGCAGCAGUCACGUUGAAAGAAGUCAUUGGCCACAGUGGUAACGGGCUUAGACAGCACGCUGCUGUUUUUUUUAUUUUAAAGUGCUCCUUUCAUUUCAGAUUUUUUUUUAAUUUUCUUAGUUUUUCGGAUACAGAUCACCAAAUGCCCAAAAGAUGCAAUGCUGGCUACCUGCACUUGCCACUAGAGGGAGCUCACUGCAUUCUAUGUAUAAACAGUAUGCAGAAAGCUCUUUAGCUCCCUCUGUAGGCAGCCAAAAUAUUGCAGUCUUCUGAACCCAUGCAGGGAUUUGGAGCUCUGUAGCAGUAAGAUAAAGCUCUGGCCGCUAUAAACUUACAUUAAAUAAUUAACCAGCACGACACGAUGAUUAACCCCUUAAUUCUGUAGGACGUAUGCUUUAGGCGGUUGUAUGGAGCAGGAUCACAAGCUGAGCUCGCUUCAUACGUGGCAAGUGCCGCCUACAUAAUACAGCAGACAACUGCUUGCAGUGACCGGAAUUGGAGAUAACUCAAGAUCCUAGUCAUUUAACCCCUCAGAUGCCGCGGACGCUAUUGGGGUAAGAGAGAGGGAGGGGGGCUCCCUCUGUUCUUCGAUCGUAACCCCGCGGCUCUGAUUGGUUGCUAUGGCAGCCUGGGGGUUUGCGAAGGCUCCCAGGCCUAUCAUAGUGAGCUGCUUGUAAGAAUCCCAUAGACUGCAGUAGUAUUCUAUUGCAGGCUAUGGAAUAAGCGACUAGACGAUUGUAUGUAAGGGGACUAAAAAGUACAGUUAGAAAAAUAAUUUUUUUAAAAAAAAUAUAAAGAACCCCAAAAAAUAUUAAAAAAUAAAAUCCCCCCCCUUACCCAAUUUUAAACAUAAAAUUACAUGAACAUAAUAGGAAUCUCUGCAUCCAAAAAUGUCAAAACUCUUAAAAUAUGAAAAUAUUUAUUGUGGGUGGUAAACACUGUAACUGAAAGAAAAAAA